Molecule: messenger RNA, 2357 nt
Organism: Oppia nitens
Lineage: Eukaryota; Metazoa; Arthropoda; Arachnida; Sarcoptiformes; Oppiidae
Product: tribbles homolog 2-like
Exons: 3
Coding region: 582-2027 (481 amino acids)
Biological process (GO): positive regulation of proteasomal ubiquitin-dependent protein catabolic process; protein phosphorylation; regulation of MAP kinase activity
Cellular component (GO): nucleus
Molecular function (GO): protein kinase activity; mitogen-activated protein kinase kinase binding; ATP binding
Source: RefSeq, a predicted model, not a curated record
AAAAAAACACUUGACUUGACUUUGCUCUCUCCUAACUAAUUGAUUAAUAUAUAUAUUUUUUGUGUAAUAAUAUUUGUGAUUUACAUUGAAAUUAAAAAAAAAAAUUUUUGUGACGACAACAACAACCUAAUAGAUACGACACACAACUGUUUUUAAAACAAAUUAAAAGAAAGAGAGAGAGAGAGAGAGAGAGAGAGAUACCACCACUCCUUAUAUCAAUAAUUACAGGAUAUUUCAUCAGUCAAUCAAUCAAUCAAUACAUACAUAGAAAACACAUCACAAUUACCAACAGUGGUGUCACAACCCAUUUGGAUCAACCAUUUAAACAACAAAUAGUUUAAAAACUUCAAUCAAAACCAAACGGUUGACUCUUCCGCGGAAGACCUAUCUAUCUAUCUGUCUGACUGUCUGUCUGUCUCUGACCACUAAAAAAAUAUUUCUGUGAUAAUCGACUUUCAAAAAAAAAACAAAAACAAAAAAAUCUCUUUUUCAUAGUUGGAAGUGUCAGCAGAAGUAUUGGGAAAGAAGAAAAUACAACUAUUUUUUUCUUUGAAGAGAAAACAUUGACAAACAAAAUAGCAAUGAAUAUGACAUCGACUUCAAGGUCUUCAUCAUCAUCAUUGUCAUCGUCAUCGUCAUCACCAUCAACAACAACCACCACCACCACCACUGCAAACAACUUAUGCAUUUCAUCAUCAUCUAUGACAUCCACCACCACUACUACCAUCGCCACCAACGCCACCCGAUUGACACCGUUGGACAUUACCAAAGCUAAACAGUCGGCUGUGGCGGUGGUGGCGGCAAACGGUGAUCAUCAGCCAUCAUCGAUAGACGACCAAAAAUCAUGGUCCACUACCAUCACCACCAGCACCAGUACCAGUACAUCCACAUUAAAUCACAAUCUUCAGCCACCAUCGCCAUCGAUAUUAGUUAUAUACUCAAGCAACACCAACAGCAACAACAACUCGACGGUUAGGUUACCAUCGAUUUUUGGCAACAAAUAUCUUGUAGUCUCUCAGUUCGAGACAAGCAAUUUGUAUCGUUGUUUCGAUAUUAAUACCAACCAAGAGUUUUGUUGUAAAAUAAUAGCAACCAAUAACUAUCACGAGUUUCUGAUGGGUCAUCUUCGGAUGGACGGCCAUACGGCCAUCAAUCAAGUCGAAGAGGUAUUGGUUGGCAAACUGAAUACGUUUGUAGUGUUCGGACCAGCUUUCGGUGAUCUGCAUUCGUAUGUCAGAAGUUUGAAACGUUUGCGGGAAUCGGAAGCCGUUCAUAUAUUUCAUCAAAUUGUUACCAUUGUUUCCGAUUGUCAUCGAAACGGAAUCAUCUUAAGAGAUCUUAAGCUCAGAAAGUUUUUGUUCGCAAAUAAAGAAAGAAAUCAAAUAAAACUCGAGACACUCGAAGACGCGGCAGUUCUCGAUGACUGCGACGACGAUAUGAUUAGCGACAAACACGGAUGUCCGGCAUAUGUCAGCCCAGAGAUACUGUCGGUCAAUAGGGGCGCCUAUUCGGCCAAACAGGCCGACUGCUGGUCAUUGGGUGUCAUAUUGUACACUAUGCUUGUCGGCCGCUAUCCCUUCCACGACGUCAAUCCGUCGCUACUGUUUUCAAAGAUCCGUAGAGGAACUUACGUCUUACCCGAUUCGCUGUCGUCGGCGGCUAAGUGUCUGAUCCGAAGUCUGCUACGGCUUGAGCCAAACGAACGGCUCACUGCCGAAGACAUACUAUCGCAUCGUUGGUUUCGUAGCUAUCGGUCUAACCAUCACUACAGACAUUCAAAGACAUCCAACUCCUCGUCGUCAUCAUCCAUGUCGUCUGCAUUUAAUCAAAACAUUACUGGAUUUCCUAAUAGUGUUAUGUCUUCAUCGUCAUCGUCAUCAUUGUCAUCGUCAUCAUCGGACAGCUCAUCUCGCAGACACCAACACCAACUCAAUAGUGUUUCAUCAUAUGUUUAUAACAAUAGUAGUGACGACCAAACUGUUCCCGAUCUCAUCGACGACAAUCAUACGGCCGAUGCUAACUAUUAAAAAAAAAAAAAAAUCAACUGUAAAUCAAAUCAAUCAAUUGAUCCAAUAAAUCAUUAAUUACAGUAUAAUACAGCAUUGUGUCAACUAAAACAACAAAACAAAAUUAAUUUAUUUCAAUUGAUUUAUUCAUACAAUUUGAAUGUUGAAAAAACAAUUACCGUAUAAUCUGUAUAAAAAAAAAAUCCCCUAAAAUAAUGUGUUAAUCGAUUAAAUCGAUGUUAUAUUUCCUAUUGUUUUACAUAAUUUUUUUUUUGAUGGCAUAAUUGGACUCAUUUUUUUUUAAAAAUUAUUAUUAUUAUUAUUAUUAAUCAUUUUUUUGUUAAUUUACUU